CCAACGCCCGCAGCUUCCGGAGCCGCGGGCGAGCUGUGCGCAUGCGUGGGAGGAGACUUAGGCGUCGCGGCGUCGCCUAGGUAACCGCGACCUGUGGCUGCGGGCCAUGGCUUCCAGGCGUGGAGGGAGCUGGGGUCGCCCCCCACCACAGGGUGCAGCCUCGACGCCCUGGGUGACCGUCUUGCAGCCCCUCCCGUGGGCCGUCCCACCGCCGCCCCCGCAGCCGGGCCGCGUGAAGGAAGACCUACUGGAGCUGAUGAUGCUGCAGAACGCGCAGAUGCACCAGCUGCUGCUGAGUCACCUGGUGGCAGCGGCGCUCAACCCCAGGCCCGUCUCGCCCCACCCGCAGGUCUACCUGGAGGGCCAACAGGAGGAGUAUGAGGAGGAGGAGGAGAUGGAAGCCCAGGAGGAAGGGCCUGUGGUGUUCCACCACCACUACCUGCCCUGCCCGAGGCCCACUCUGGGCGCCCCCCUACCGUGGCCAGGCCCUUUCCUUUCUCCUCCCCCACAUCAGCCCCACUUGCAGGACACGGCCAGGAUUCAGCACCGCACUCCUGCCUCCAGGAAAAGGGGGGCGAGAGCUGUGCCCCCACCCCCACCCGCCAGUGCCACAGGGACUCUGGGUGUAGAUGUACCCCCAGCUUCAGACCACUAUGAUGCCGAGAGCCUGCCAUGAGGACAGACGCUGGCCCUGGGACCCGCACCAGCUUCACCACAAGGCUGAAAACGGCCCUGGAGCCCCCAAGUGCCCCUCCAGUGCCUGCCGGCUCUGCGCCCACACCUGGCCACCAUUCUCUCCCUCAAACCCAACCAGGCCUCUCCUCCCGGG
Ceratotherium simum simum (southern white rhinoceros) is the source of this 829-nucleotide messenger RNA. RefSeq names its product proline rich 29 (gene PRR29). NCBI's taxonomy places the organism in Eukaryota, Metazoa, Chordata, Mammalia, Perissodactyla, Rhinocerotidae. The record is from RefSeq and is a predicted model, not a curated record.